Molecule: messenger RNA, 348 nt
Organism: Scheffersomyces stipitis CBS 6054
Lineage: Eukaryota; Fungi; Ascomycota; Pichiomycetes; Serinales; Debaryomycetaceae
Exons: 1
Coding region: 1-348 (115 amino acids)
Source: RefSeq, a predicted model, not a curated record
AUGACUGACUCUGGCAAGCCUGAAAAUCAAGAAGCUACCGAAUCUCCGAAUCUCCAGGAUAACGAUAUUGCCACUGUUCAAGAACAACAGAGUUUGAUUAACUUGGUAAAGAAUGUAUUGAAUCCUAACGGUGAUGAUCCUAGAGUAGAUCAGUAUAUCAGUAGCACCUUCCAGUAUAUCCUGGGUGUUUUGUACAAGAUGCUGGUUAGCACAGACAAAGAGGCCACGGCCAAGGAGAUCGCCGAAGAUCUCAGCGAGAGGUUCAACAAGUGGAAGGACGAACGGGAAAAACAGAAGGCUGAGAAACAAAAUGGACAAUCGGAUGAGAAGGAUGCUAAGAAAGAUUGA